GUUCAUAGCUUUGCUGCAUACCAGUCACAGGCAGCUGUUUGCUUUUGGUACCACGAAUGCGCUCGAUAAUAACUUCAUUUCAAACAUUUUAGGGUCAAAAACAGGUCUUAGAUGUGCGUGUGCGAAAUUGCUGUAUGCUGGUGGCUCAAAUUAGGUACUACAGAUACAAGUUCAAAUUCCAAUAGAGGACUGUACAACUUCGAUCAAUCAUAUUGUAAAUUCUAAUAAGGUUCAAACUUCGAUCCGUUCUAAUCUAUGACUUAUCUAAUCAUAUUCAAUUCAAAUCUAAUUUCUAAUGCGUACUUAAACGUGUACAUUAAGUGACUACAACAACAAAUAUUGAGGAGUACGUCCUACCAUAAAAUGUUUCACAGUGCGUGUUCAAAAAGAACAUAGAAAAAGUACACCUUCAUUAGACAACGUCGCUACAUUUCUAGAACUUGUUAGGGGGAUAAUUGUUUAGCAUCAUUCAAUUUUAAGGACAUAGGUUCAUAAAUGGCAGCUUGAAUUAUCCAGCCAAAAAUAAAUUUCGACUGUUUGCAAACAAGUACAUCUCCUACCAACAAUUUUGUUUGCUUCGAAAUAAUAUAAAUUCUUUGCCGCAGUGCACGACAUAAUGGUCAGAGUUCGACAAAUGACUGUGAGAUCCCUUGGAGCGUUUGGACAGUGUCCUUAUGUAUGCUUAUCAAUGAGAAAGCAAUAAAGAGCUACCCGCAAAUCUCGUAGUACCUUCAGAAGAAAGCAGGUUUCAUCUGGCACAGUUGUUAGCUAAACUUGUUCGUAUGUACUUGCAAAGACGUCUUAGGUAAAACAACACAACACAAUUGAAUAACGAUCUACGGAAGAUCAUUAGGAACAGUGAGCUGAUAAACAGGAUCAGAUUUUGAUUAUCUCUAACCAUUUAAUGUCUGUGUAAUCCCGCAUGGGCGCUUUAUUUCUGAAACAGCAGUAAACAUUUAGUAUGCGUUUAAGUAUAGGCACCCUCGACUGAUACAGUCAAUCUAUUAUUUAGCGAAAUGCUGAUUUGUGACUUUUUCGUCAUUUCUACGUGGGUUUGCAUUGCAACGCGGCUGUAGGAACGUGUAGAUUGCGACGACGUCGUGCGGUGUGCGUCGCAGUACUGCCUCUUAGAAAUCAAUCAUAAACAAGGAGCAAAGCAGCCUCGAGGAACUAACUUGUUGUGUGGUUUUAAAAAGCUAUACUCGCUACACAAAUACAAAGCUUGUGAAACAAAAUCCGACGACAGAGAUAUAGAAAAACAAACGAAGGCAUUUUUGAGGUAAAGCACUUCCUCGGACUGAAAUCCCCAAGCACAGAUUCUGCCAAGCUAGGCGAGUGCGUGACAACGGGCGUCUUCUCGCAUCAGGUCUGUGCAAAGAGCUUGCUCUUCAACCAAUUUCAUAACAAGUCGCGGCCUUUUCUAACCACACAACCACUAUAUGUAUUGAAGCACUUCACCGGCUUUUGUCCUCAUUAUAAACUUCCUUCAGUGCAUGGUACAAUACAGGAUCUAAACAGUGAUUUCUCACGGCGCAAGUGCUUAUCGCAAAGUGUGGAACUGUCGGAUGUAACGUAAAUCUGCAACACUAAAGGUGCUGGUUCGAUUUCUCAAUAUUGCGAUUUAUAAAAGAAGACGAUGUCGAAACGACAGCGGAAUAAUUUCCCGUCACUGAGACUAGUUUUGCUUGGUAAGCAGGGCGUAGGAAAAUCUGGUCAAACGACCUGGCAACCCUAGACCUUGUGAUAGGAAGAGGAAAAUGACGCUCUGAUUCAUUCAGGAAAGCAUUUGGGAAGAAGACAAGUGAGCGCUGCAAGCCGUUUUGUUUGCAGAAAGGAUAUCUGCGCUUUGCGGGCUGCUAACAAGUUAAGCUCUUAUGGUUCGAUUUUUAACAAGAAGAUUCAUAGGAGAGUACGAUGCAACAGAAUCCACACAUAGCAGGCACAUAAUAAUUGGAAAUAGCACUCUUGUUGUUGAAAUCAAAGAUACAGCAGGCGGGAAUCCAAUAAGUAAGCGGGAUGAAGAAAUCUCUUCAAGUGACGCAUUCAUAUUCGUUUAUUCGGUCACCAGUAACGAAAGUUUCAGGGAAGUAACAAAACUUAUAGAAACGGUGAAAAAUUCGUCAGCACUUUCAAUAGUAAUAGGUAAUAAGAAAGACUUGCAUCAUUUACGAGAAGUUGGCUUGGACGAGGGACGAAACUUCGCUGAAAAAUACGGUUGUCUGUUUUACGAGAUAUCAGUAGCUGAAGGCUACCAUGAGACAUUUCGUGUAUUCAAUGAACUUCUUAGACACAUCAUCAUGAAGAAAGCAAGCGACGAAGGACUUUCUGGAAAGAAGAAAGGCAACAGCUCAUUUUCUUCCAUUCUAAAAGGAAUAGAUAAAGCAAAGCAGGCUAGGUGAUAAGCUUGAGUGGCUUGUGAAUAUCGAUGGCCGGUGGAUUUUGCGAUGUUUUCGUGUGCUUGCAAGAAGAAAUUCCGACGAUAUAAGUAAAAGCAAUUUUUUGCACGAUGCAAGAUUUUGGAUCAUUAGAAAAUCAUCUUUCGAUAGAAAAGUUUUACAUCAUCUUUACGUACAUUCCAAGGUUGACAGCUUCAGCCUCACAAAAGUGGAUACAAGUCUCUUUGAAAUUAAUGCUUCCCGUGAAACGAUUUCCCGCUACGACGAUAUGACGUCACAAGAAACUGUACGAAAGCAGCAAAACGUCAGUUUCGUAUUCUGUUAAGAUUGAUGCAUCAUCCUUUUACCCAGCAUUGUAUAAUAUACUUUCCAAAGCUUUGAUUUUAAAUUUUCUAUCCAAGAUUUUUAGGUCUUCAUAAAGUCAGAUAAUGUUUUUAAAGUGAUAUAUGAACUCUAAUAUUCAUCUGUGAUGAGUUGAGAGAACAUACACUCAUUUUUUUAUAAGAAACUGGCUAUAAGAGACGUGUACUUGACAGUCAGAAAAAAAUUAAAAAACUUCUGUUCUUGAAGCAAAAAAAACAAGAAGCUAAUAAAUUGUGAUAAAACUGAGAACAACGAAAUUUUGCAAAAUCCAAGAACAUGACUGCCCUGAUGGCCUAGAAAUUAAGACACAAGGGAUAAAAAUAUACUUCCCACGUCUAAAUACAGCGUCAGAACGGAAGCGAAUCUCUUGACGUGAAAGAAAGCCACGAACAUUUCAUAACUUCAUUCAAAAAAUGAGUGUAUCAAUUUUAAAAAAGGCAUUCUCAAAUUCUUUGAACAAAAAAUUAGUGCAAAUAUUCUCCAAAUAAGAACAAGAUUUUGUAGUUGAAAAUAAAAGACUUCUAAUCACAAUCGUACUGAAGUCGAUCAUUUGCAAAACCAGAUGCAGUCAUAUUUUGUCUUUCUUUUUAAAGUUUAUAAUGAUUUUUUAUAGUUCCAGUUACCGUAGAAAUAAUUUACAUCAUUUAAAAGCGCCAGUUUCGAAAAUGAUUUUCAGUAUGUAUGUGCAUAUUUUCGCCGUCAUUCCCUAGUUGAUAGUUUUGAAAUUGUUGUCAUACAUUAUCUCAUUCUUUUAGCUCACAUGCAUAUAAAUUUCUAAAUACUUUGAACUUUUCCUAUUUGAGUAAAUACCUGUAAAUUUUUAGCUGUGCAAUAUACAUUUUUCAAAAUUUAUAAUCGCUAAAUUUAAGCCAACUAUCCUUAUUGCUUACACUCUUUCAGUGACUAACGGUAAUUUAUGAUCUUUUAA
Molecule: messenger RNA, 3687 nt
Organism: Rhopilema esculentum
Lineage: Eukaryota; Metazoa; Cnidaria; Scyphozoa; Rhizostomeae; Rhizostomatidae
Product: ras-related and estrogen-regulated growth inhibitor
Molecular function (GO): GTPase activity; GTP binding
Source: RefSeq, a predicted model, not a curated record